Molecule: messenger RNA, 1811 nt
Organism: Thermothielavioides terrestris NRRL 8126
Lineage: Eukaryota; Fungi; Ascomycota; Sordariomycetes; Sordariales; Chaetomiaceae
Exons: 3
Coding region: 146-1669 (507 amino acids)
Source: RefSeq, a predicted model, not a curated record
CCGGCCGUGGAACGAACCAAUUCCGUGCCCUAGGACUUGAGACCCACCGCGUGACUGGGUGGUCCUGCGAGCCCUCGCCGUAAGCGACACUGCUGAGCCAUCAUUGUUGCUAGGGAAGCUCGACGGCUCACUGAUCGCGGCACCGAUGGCGUCCCUGCUACCAACAUUGCUCCUGGUCGGAGCCACCGUCUCGCCGGCGCACGCGAGCAUCGCGGCGUGGUGGAACGGCUACGGCACCCAGGUCAUGCUGCUGAACUCGACCACCAACCAGAUCCGCUACAGCACCUGCAACAGCCAGGACGAACCCAGGUACUCCUAUACGGACGGCAGCGUGCUGUCACUCUCCCACAAACCCAAGCCCGGCACUCCGCUGGCCGGAACCGGAUGGUGGGAUGAGUCCAAGACCAUCGCUUCCAUGUUCUACAUCGACAACCAAGGCGACAUCAUCAACGCCCUGUUCAACUGCAACAUGAGCACUGGCCUUUUCCAAAACCAGGGCGAGUGGCCCAUCAGCACCAACGUGCCUUCUAUUCAUGCCAAUUCCGGUCUAGCAGCGGUUCUGCUAGGCGACACGGCCGGCUACCGUGUCUACUUUCACGACAACGAUAGCGCCAUCAAUGAGCUCGGGUACACCACCGCGGACGGCUGGAACUAUCGCGGCGUCAUCUCCCACGAUAUCAAUUCCCUGCCGGGCCUCGGCGCCGCCUUCAGUGGCACCGACAACAUCACAGUUGUGUCUCCGCGCGACAGCCAGAAUAUUGCCACGACGCGGCUGAACGCAGAUUCCACCUGGUUUAGAUCGACCCUGCCACAUCCGCUCCAGGGAAACCCGACCACAGCCGACACGAAUAGGAGCGAUAUAGCCAUCAAUGAGACGGCCUCCGCCAACUUCAGCCUGCCCGCCUGGGACGGCACGACCAAAGGCAUCGGAAUCAGCAUUGACAAAGCAUUCACGCGGUUCGUGUGGUACAUUGGCAACGACGGCAAUCUCUACUCGGUCGCGAAUCAGAAUUACAUUUGGGCUCUCCGAGCCAACCAAUCCAGCGCCUUCUGGCCCAAGGCAGAUGACCCGAAUGCCGAACUCGCCGUCGCCUACGACCAGAAGAGCAGUACGGUGCGCAUCUACUACAUGGUGAAGGACCGGCUCAGCGAAGUCCUCUACCAGGACGGCGUUUGGAAGGCGUGGUCCACCGUCGCGGCCCCUCCGCCUCAGGCGACGGUCUCCUCUACAACGAACUCUACGAGCUCGGCAGACGCUUCCACAGACGGCAGCGGGCUGUCUACUGGUGCGAAGGCGGGCAUCGGUGUCGGCGUCUCGCUCGGCGCCAUCUCUCUGGGUGCCAUCAUUGCUGUCAUUGUCCUCGUGCGAAGGAAGAAAAAUCAGGGAUUUGAACAGGCAGACGAGGGAUCCACGACCCUCGGACCGGGCACGCCCGCCCCGUCGUAUGGGUCCCCAGCCGCUGCGCGGGCCUCGGCCGUGCCACACGAUCAGUACGCAUGGGAGAAAUCUCGCGCUGCGAUCACCCCACAGCCAGAGCAGCAGCACAUACACCAGCUCGACAGCGUGACAGCGCCCACGGAGCUGGACGCGGUACAGCCCAUUUAUGAGCUGCCGGAUCAGUCGUAUUCUCACGAAUUGGUGGCCGAACCACCACGGCCGAGGCAGUGAUGCCGUCGAUUUCAGCGAAGAGGCUGGCAAGAUGGGAUGCGGGGACAGCAGCAACAGUCGAUAUUCUACCGUUAAGAGAAUGAAUGGACGGUUUUGAUGACGGAAAACGGGGUUGGAUACCCGAAAUGUCUUUCCGGGAUCU